Anopheles arabiensis is the source of this 6164-nucleotide messenger RNA. RefSeq lists its product as uncharacterized. The record is from RefSeq and is a predicted model, not a curated record. Bases 254 to 4999 code for a protein of 1581 amino acids. NCBI's taxonomy places the organism in Eukaryota, Metazoa, Arthropoda, Insecta, Diptera, Culicidae. The transcript is spliced from 8 exons.
CGAAUUUAGUAGCAUCGCGACUUCUACGGCAGCAAGAUCACCACCGAUUUUGACAACGACCACAGUGACGGAAGCAACAGCUGUGGCCCAUAACAUGUAUGGCUUUGAUGAGCCGGUUUCGGGCACAUAGUUUCCAUCAUUUACAUAAGCAGUGCGCGUUAUAAUAUUUAGGCGACUGUGAAUCAUCUUGUUAUUGUGCAACUGUGCGAAGUGUAUUGCAAGUUUCUCCACAUUAUAGUAAAUUGUUGCAAAUAUGUGGAACAAAUUGUUUAAGAGCAAGUCAAAAUCAUCAAAGAACCUGUCCAAUCGUUCAUGUUCCUCUGGAUUGGAAACCUCGUCACCAAAACCUGGCCCAUCGAAAUCUACAUCCAAUGGGCUAAAUCUGGUAUCCCAGUACGAACAGUAUGGCAGCAGCUUUGAAGACAUGCCAGAACCCGUACGCAUGCGAAUGCGCCCUGAUACACACGAUUCAAAUGUUCUGGAUUUAGCCAGUGCAACGAAUCAUCGAGAUUCUAUCGGCGUUGAAAUGUGCGGCAUACCGAUGCGUCGGUCGAAGCUGUCUAGUGCAUUUAAAAGCCUAAGUCUGAAGCGAAAUGCUUCGAAAAGUCGUCUCAAAUUAGUCACCAGCCCCGAGGAGAUUUCAUCAGUGCCCGGUUCUGAUGGUUGCCCCGAAGGACCACCGAAGAAGGAUCUUAACGACUACGAAAUCCUAAGUGCCAGUAAACGGGCAUCGCUGAGACCGUGCAAGUCAGAUAAUAAUCUCAACGAAAAACAACUAUACACGGAAGCCGAAAAGGAAGAGCCUGUCUACAUUGAAGAAUGCAAGUCAUACGAAACAUUUGACCCGUCGUACGAACCACCACCGAACCUUGAACUGCAGCCAUGUCCCAUCUGUUUGAGAAAGUUUGCACCGGCGUCGUUAUCCAAACAUACCGGUAUUUGUGAGCGAGUUCAAACGAAAAAACGAAAACCGUUCGAUUCCUCUCGCCAGCGACGGGAAGGGACCGAGCUUGCGUCUUAUCUGCCGAAGAAUUUUGGACUCCCUCAAAAGACGGUAAGCUCCUCAAAUGAGGCCAUACCCGUCAGGAAGCUAAGCCUCAGCAAAACACCUACUUUUGAGCGCAAAGAGUUCAGCCCCACAACGAUGUCUACAUCAAUGCCUAGCGCGAGUACACCAAAGCCGGCUUUAAAGCGUAGCAUGUCACAGCAGAACGAACCAUGUCCAUACUGCGAGCGAUGCUUUGGCAUGAAAGCAUACGAUCGACAUGUCGAAUGGUGCCGUGAGAAGGCAAUACUCAAUCGAAACGUUAACAACAACCAAAGCAUUUCGGCAGCAAAGGAAAGACUUCAAGCAAGAAUUCAAUAUAAAGCCCCGCAAAUACGAUCAAAACGUGCCUUAAACCGGGAAAAAUAUUCAGGAAGCUUGAGUUGCAGUGGUUCAACAAACAGCCUUGCCGAGUUAGAUCUACACAUGCCACGCCACAAUUCGAUGAGUUCAUCCGUCUCGAGCGAUAAUAGAAAGUUCCAUCUAUCACCACAUUCAUUGCAGCAUAGCUCCUUGGGCAUCGGUGUGAGCAUCACCAAGAACCCUAAGAACACUAAACGAGAAGACGCCGACAAGGCUACGAAAAGAACCAAGACAUUUACUCUUAGUAGUGAACGACUACUGCCUAACGAUACUACGAACAAUAACACCAGCAUCCACAAUAAAAACAAUACUUAUUGUAAUCACAGCAACAACAACAUCAACAACAACAACAAGAACAACAACAUCAGUAACAACAAUAACAAUAACCUUAACAACCGAAAUGAACCCGGUUGCCGUACUCAACUAAAAAACCUACUCAACCGUUCCGCGCAAGAGAACAACGGGCUGGCAAACAAACAGCAUACAUUUCGGACAGCUGAGCGAAAAGUUGAGAAGUUCGAAAUCAUUGGUCACAACCAUAGCGAGCGAAUUGCCCAUCGGCCGAUCAUCACGCAAACCGUACGGUGUACGAGCAACAGUGGAUACAGCCCUGACCGUUACGAUCCAUUCCUGUCUGCCAGACGACAGCUCGAGGAAUUAUUUUCCCCUGCCACUUCUUUGAUCCAUACCAGUUCUCCAAGCAGUACUACCAGCACGUCACGUCUCAAUCAAAUGAGCCCGAACGGUGGUACUGCAAACGACAAAUCUGCGAGUGGUAACGCAACGAAACAUACGCCCCACAACUCGAACUUCCGGCGUGCGUACUCCCUACGAAUGCCGCGCAAAGUAUCUCGCCCAAUGUAUGUGGAGAAAGCUAAAUCAAACAUACAGAAGGGCAUAACCGAUGACGGCCCGGUGUCACCGAAUUUUCUGAAAUCCUCCGAGUAUGACGAACUGCCGAUCAAAUCGACGUUUAACGCACUGCAGAUGGCGGAGCCGAAACCGAAACUGCGUGAUUCCAGCACAGUUCGAAAAAAUCUCAAGCUGGAGAUUAAGGAUCCGAACAAUCCGGCUGGCGGGGAGAUACCGCUGUCGAAAACAGACUCAUUAGCCGUGUUUCUGAAGUACGAAAACGAGCUAGCAUUAAGUGAAAAGGACAUGAAGGAUAAAAGUAAUAGUCUCAGUAAGCGGACAUCAUCACUCAGUGCCGAGGUAAAUCAGCAAAAGAAACAGGAGGUUUUGAGCGUAGGUCCUAGUCCAGUGAAAGCUAACGAAACAAUUACAGUCGACGAAGAGCAGCAAAAACACAAGAAAAAUGUCCAAGCGAUCGAGGAUGAAACAGCGAAAAAGCAAACACAAAAGCUAGUUCCAAUAAAACUGGAACCGAUCAACAUUACCUACAACAGUAACAAUGCAAGUGAAGCCACUGAUAUUAAGCCAGUGGUCAUAUCACUAGAUGCAAUUAUUGGAAAGCCUAGUAUUAAAAAACAGAAAGAACCACAGGUGGACAGUGACAAUCGUGCUGAUAACAGCUAUAUCGAUCCAAAGCUUAUAAACAAAUGUGAUAAUUUACCGAUAAAUCUUGUCAUGCCUUCUACAAAAGAUGCUGAUGGUAGUUGCAGCAGUAGGAAUAGCAACACCAUUGGCAACAUUUGUUCGGAUGGAAACCAGCUCGCUUUAAAAACUAUCGAGCCGAAAGUGGAACGAUCUGCUGUAAUAUCGCCACCUCCCAGGGCCUCGCUCAGUGUGGCUCCAAAACCACCAGAACGAACGCGAAACGAAACUUGUUUCGAUUAUCGAAAAAGCAACAACGAACCUAGCAGCAGCGAACCUAGCACAAGCAAUAACAGUAGUCCCACAACGAGUCAUUCCUCCAGCCCAGUGGAUCAUAGGAUAAGCAAGAAUAGUACAAACUGUGACAAACGGCCGCAGCUCAGUCGACAAGAUCGAGAAGAUUCGGGAUACCGCACAGGACAAGAGUCUGGGCAGUCGGAUGUGCAUGAGCAACCCAAGAAGCCUUCCCCAUCGCCGUCAGCAUCCAAGAACAAUGAGGAUAACGUGCCCAAAAAUCCCGCGUUCAAACCGACGUACAAUCUAAACCGGUUGAGAUCCCCAUCGUCAGCUUUGAAUAAUUUUAGCAACACACUACCAUCGUCAAACAGCACAGCGCCGUCCACCCCUGUUAACCGUGACCGUCCAACGAUAUCUUCGGCACUCGAGCAUUUCGAUGUUGACGAAUUCAUGCAAUCGCUGGAAGAUUUGCAUCGACAAUCACCAAUCAGUGCGAGGGAGUACAAACAUUCGUUGUUUGUCCAUUCCAACAGCUCCGUCACCAGUCGAAGUGUAGCCUCCAGUCAAUCCGAUCAUACUAAUAAUAACAAGCGAAGCAACAGUCUCGACAGUGGACAUGGUAAUUCGGUCGCCAACUCGAUCCGCUACGUACGCAAACACGAAAGUAGUGGCGUGCCAAGAAUGGAUGUGUGUGUGCGGAAUGGUAGUGGCACAGCCAGUAAUAAUAACAGUAGCAAUAGUAGUAGUAGCUUUAGUAGUCCUAGCCAUUACAGUAAUAGUAACAACAGUAACUCUUACUACAACAGCAGUUCGACUAAUAACAACAAUUCACAUAAUCACAGCACCAGUGCUAGCAAUGCCAAUGAUGCUGCAAAGUGCGCUGAAGUUGUUCAUCCGCUGGGCCAGCAAAUGAAUUACGCUCGAAACUCUCCAGCCAUCGCCCAUCGGCGGAGAAGCGAGGAUGCAGCGGGCAUAUCGCUUCCUGCUGUACCGCUAUUGCCUAGUAGUAACACCGGUGGAAGCGGUGCCUUAUCCAGCUUGCAGAACUUACCAAACAUUCAUAAAGCAACAGCGGCGGAUACAUUGCUUAAUGGAAAUAAUAAGACUAUGCAACAACCCGGAACGCUUCCUUACUACUCAUCGCCGAGUCCAGUCAACGGUAGGAAGAACAGCUACAGUAACAAAUCAUAUCACGCUAAUAAUACCGGUACGUCCGCAUCGACUCCGGCAUCAUCUCACCUAACCGGAAACGUACACGAACCGCGCUAUCCAGCGGAAUCGUUCGAUCAUCUUGAGCGCGAUCUGCUGAAAAGCGUGCAAGAACUAAAUCGCAUGUGCGGCUCCUCGUCCUCGGUAUGUUCGAUCGAUUCCGAGGAGUUGUACAGCGUGGAAGACUACCCGCUUAACAAACGAUCGUCUGAACGAUCGCAAGUCAGUGCUGAUUCAGCCUAUCGCAGCAGUCUAUCUACGCAGUCACCACCAGACUACGCACCCCCUGUGCCUAUACGCCAAGCACGGCCGAAUUCUCGCAGCUCAACUACCAGUCAGAGCCAACCGGCGCAGUCAACGAACGAACCGUUCAAUAGCCUUUCGUUACACACAGCCCUUCCACCGAUCACGUCCGCUAUUAUCAAGGGCCACAGAAUGGAGGCCCAUCUCAUGAAAGAUAGUCCAGAGGGGGGCCCGAAUCUGAUCAUGAAUCCAAUGUCCAAAUUUUGCCAUGAAUGUGGCGCACGCUUCAUGAUUAGUAGCGCUAAGUUUUGCAUGUCGUGCGGCGUACGACGAAUUAUGCUGGAUUAGAUUAAAAUAUCAUUUCUUAUAUGUAAUACACGACAUUUUUAUUUAAGAUUCUGUUAAAAUCAACCAUCUACUCGAGUCUCGCUAACAGAUUAAAAGUUGUACUGACAAGGAUUGUUUAUGUUACCACACCAAAUUAUUAGAUAAUCCAUUUAAAAUUACUCAAAUAUAUGCAAACAAUAAAACAGAUACGUUGUAAUUGAACUUUUUAAAGCACCGCAUAUUAACAAAGACUGAACACUGUUCUACCGAUAUUAAGUAGACCACCUGCUAAUGAGAACGCUAUGUUGAUACAAUUAUCUGUUUCCGCAUUUACUACCACUCUUCAUGAUUUAGCAUUGUUAAGUGAAGAAAUGUAAUACACUCACACUUAAAACAAAUUUAACAUUCACCAUAAAUCACCAAGAUAUUAGACAUUAUAAUUAACAAUGCAAUUAAGUUUUAAACUCUGUAUUUUUGUUUUUAUAAUUUAAUAAUUCACUUGCUAAUGAUAAUACAUGGAUUGGAAAUCGUGCAUUAAACAAACCCGACAACUAAAGUGAACCUAAUUGUUGAUUAUACGUGCUACAAUGGUAUUAAAUGAUAUAUUAAAUGAUACAAUCAUACAAUUGAAAAAAACUAUCUUCCUAAAUUAUUUAAACCAUUUUAGAUCAGCUUUUUAAUAACUUCAAAUCUAAUACAUACCAAUAUAAUUCCUUGCAAUCUUUCAUGUCCUGUUGUUUUUUUUCUCUACAAUACUAAGCACGGAUGAUCGUCAAUUACAUCACGGUGAAAUCGAAACAUUUGAGAAUAUAUUGCUGUGAGGAACACUACAAAUUUCACUUCACAUUUCUGCUGAAGUGAUGGUAAUAAACUACUUUUACAAAUACAAAGUCGUUUGAAUAGAUCAUGAUUCAUGAAACUAAUAAUGCUUUCAGCGUGUUACAGUACGGUGGGAAUUGAUGUGGAAUCAACAGAAAAACUAUUUCUAGACCUUUGUUGUUAAUGACUAAUCAAAGUGAGAUAACUAUACAAGACAAAUACUGUCGUGAAAAUGAUCAUACAAAAUGAAGUGUCAUGAAUGAAAUAACGUUCUGUGGAAAAUACUGAAUAAUUUCGAAACUGGAACUUCUGAUAGAUAAAUCAAGUGUUAAUAUUUUAACGAAUUCAAUAAAAAAUAACAAACAGU